Menidia menidia (Atlantic silverside) is the source of this 340-nucleotide messenger RNA. NCBI's taxonomy places the organism in Eukaryota, Metazoa, Chordata, Actinopteri, Atheriniformes, Atherinopsidae. The record is from the annotation of a GenBank genome assembly.
AUGGCGGCUUGUGUUUCCCUCUUUUUGCAGACUGGCUACCAAGGUGACCAUUGCAGGAGGAGCUCUGUACGUGGCCUAUGACUCGGGUCUGCUGGGGAGCAGCGAGCAGGGCUCGGAGGCCCUGCAGAAGGCCCAGGCUGCCCUCCCCCCCGCCAUAGAGGAGUGGAUGAAGUACUUUGGUGUGGAGGCUCAGCUUCCAACUGUGCCUAAGGUUGAAUUCUCCCCUGUUGAUGCCUGGAACUCAGGAGUGCGGUGGACGAUUUCAAGUCUUUCAGAGGCUCCGACGAAAGUAACUGAAUAUACAAAUCAGGGGCUCCAGCAAGUAAAGGACCUCAUCAAG